Molecule: messenger RNA, 685 nt
Organism: Parathielavia appendiculata
Lineage: Eukaryota; Fungi; Ascomycota; Sordariomycetes; Sordariales; Chaetomiaceae
Exons: 1
Coding region: 91-384 (97 amino acids)
Source: RefSeq, a predicted model, not a curated record
UGCUCGGUGACCUCGGAGUCGGUGCAUGUGCCAAAUGGCAGAUUUGGGAUCUUGAAGGGGAGCGGUUGCUGUCGGAACGAAGCCGCCUUGAUGGCUGCAUUCAACGGACCUCGGUGGUUGAUUGGUGCCAGCACCGCAACCCUUCUUCCUUACCUCAGGUACUUACUCUUCUCCCAUGCCGAUCAACAACAGCACAGACAAUCAAGCACUUUUACCACCUUUCAAUUCAACCACUGCUUUGACGGGGAACAGCUUCUUCCAGCGCAUAUCUCAGCGGUCAUUGCCCUGCGGGUUCCAACAGUUGCAAGUAUUCAAAUGCGUCAACAGAGCGAUGUGUUUCUGAGGAGCACGCAUGGUCCCUGCGACGAGAAGCCCUUUGGGUAGGGAGCCAUGUCGCCUCCGUUGACCCCCCUAUUAGCUAGGACUUACCGGGCUUUGCUUCCUUACUACCGGAGAGCCAAAGACAAAAGGCGGUGAGCGGUCACUAUUGUGUGGGAGGCCCUCAGAUCGACGCUGGGGCUUUCCGAGACGAACAUGCAGGAUUGUGAUCCAGACGCGGGAUGCUGAUCUUGCCUAAUGAGAUAAUUAUUAUUAUUCCUACACCGCUGUGCCCUUGGGCUUGCCGGACCUUCAACAACUUGCUAUACAGGAAAACCGCGCCCUCGUGGGCCGGGUGAAAAACCCA